Messenger RNA from Ictalurus furcatus (blue catfish), 1668 nucleotides. RefSeq lists its product as uncharacterized. The transcript has 10 exons. The record is from RefSeq and is a predicted model, not a curated record. The coding region runs from base 1 to 1257 and encodes 418 amino acids. NCBI's taxonomy places the organism in Eukaryota, Metazoa, Chordata, Actinopteri, Siluriformes, Ictaluridae.
AUGUGUGUUCUCUCUGUAACCUGUCUCCUGCUCUGUGUCUCUGUACACACGGCUUCCAGCGACAUAUUCAAUCAGAUCCACACAGAGGGGAGUGACGCUUUUCUCUUCUGUGUAAAUGAUGGUAAAGUGGUUUGGGGUAAAGGUGUUGAUGGAAAUAGAAGGGACAUCCUCACUGCUGAACAUGGAGAAAUCACCAUUAAACACAGACCUGAUCCAGAUAACAGAUACACUGUGUUAAGUGAUUCAUCACUCCAUAUAAAGGAUCUGUCUCUCUCAGACUCGGGGGUUUACUACUGUAACUCUGUUCCUGUGAUCAAUCUGACUGUCACUCCAUCACACGAGAGAACAAGUGAGAACAAGUCCACACAGACGACUCCGACAACAACAACCAGCACCGGAGUGACUCACCGUGACAAUGGAGCUACUCAGAACAUCACUCCCAACACCAGUGUAGAAGAACAUGAAGAAUCUUCAGAUACCUGGACUACAGGUUCCUCCACUAAGCAAUCCUACACAACUGCAUCUACCCUGAAGAACACGGAGAGAACAAGUGAGAACAAGUCCACACAGACGACUCCGACAACAACAACCAGCACCGGAGUGACUCACCGUGACAAUGGAGCUUCUCAGAACAUCAUUCCCAACACCAGUGUAGAAGAACAUGAAGAAUCUUCAGAUACCUGGACUACAGAGACCACACAGACGACUCAGACAGGAACAGCCUGCGUUACACCUGAUGGAAAAACCGCCACUCAGUUCAACAUUCCCAAGAGCACUGAACCAGUCAAAGAAUCUUCAGGUGCAGUCGUGAUUCCGGUCUCUGUGCUGGUUGGAGUCUCUGUUGUAGCAGUAAUUGUAGCUGUGCUGCUGAGGAGAUGUUUCUUCCGAAAGAGAAGUGAGAGGUCUCAGUACACAGAUAACCGAUUGUGUUUAGUAAUCGUGAAAUCGGCUGUUUUUACUGAACACACGUUUGGUUUCCAUUUCUCAGCUGCUAAAGGCAGAAAGACAGAUCACAUCUAUGAAUCCAUAGAAGAUGUUACACCGGCUGCACAAAAAAAUCUGUAUGAAGCCAUUUAUGUCCUGGCAGGAGAUACAGCUCUAGUCAAUCUGGGGAAUAAGACACAGACUGAUGCUUCCUCAUCUUCAGAGACACAAUCACCUACAAAUCUGGUCGAGUCCGUGUACUCCACAAUACAGGGAGAUGAAAUGGUGCUGAGCGAGAUAUCACCCACUGACUGCAAAACUCAGCCCACUUAAAUCCUCUCACGUCAGAGUAUUCUCAACAUCUUCCACUGUUUGUCUUCACGGUACUACGGGACAAACUAUCAGGCUCUUUUAUCUCUUGUUGCCUCUGCCAGGAGGUUACGACUUGACUGUAAACAUUGCAAUAAUUAUUAUAUCAUUAUUGUGUUUCAUAUAAUCAUUUUUAAAUAGUUUAAUAUAUUUAAUAUAUUUCAACAUAUUUUUAUCUCUUCUCAAACAAUGUUUUGUUUUUAUGACAAAAAUAAAUCUUAAUUCUUACAAAGUGUGGGAAUGUGGUGUAAUAUCAUUCACUCCUACUUAAAGACUCCUCACAUGAUCCUUCAUACAUCACUGACAGUGCAGGACAACAUUCCCUAAAAUAACCACACACACACACACACACACACACACACACACACACACGCC